CAAUGUGGGUAAGUUCCCCUUAAAAUCCAACGUUCUAGGUCCCUGAAGCUGUGACUGUGCGUGGUGCUCGUGUGCACUCCACCGUGGACAUUCGAGGCAAACUAGGUUACUGACAAAGCUUGGGCUAACAUACGAAUACAAUGUGGUUAUGCUUCAUACCUGUGUGACCACAUUCCUAUGUUAUUUGUCCCAGUCCCUGCUAACGUUGCAAUCUUCCCUGAGCAGCAGAGCUCCUCAAUCACUGAUCCGCAGGUUUAUCACAGUGACAAUGUCGAAGUUCGAGGAAGUAAAAAGGGAGAUAAGCCAAUACGACUAUGUGAGGUUUGCCCUCUGUGACCUGAAUGGCAUGAAUCGUGGUCAAGUGGUAGCUGGUCGCUAUGCCGCCAAAUAUAUGGACGAAGGGGUGGACAUGUACGAAGACACAUUGUUAUUAGGCCCAAGAUCUGAAUUAGUGGACUUAUUCCACGAGAAGUACUAUAACCUUGGCAAUAUGUUGAUCUUCCCCGACCAUUACACACUGAGGUCGAUUCCAUGGGCUCCGGAGGGAGUGAAAGUAGCCGAGAUCUUGUGCGAGUCUCGAUGGAAGAAAGAUGGCUCUCCGCAAGAAGCUUGUCCUCGGUAUGUUGCAAGACAACAGUUUCAGAGAUUGAGUGACCUUGGAUUUGAUUUGUAUUCCGGCCAUGAAAUUGAAUUUAAACUCUUUGACCAGGAAACCUUGGAGCCAGUGUUUACAGGAGAAGAUGCGUUCAGCCACAGACUAUUUAACAAACAUAGCAAAGUGCUAUUUCACUUUGAUAAGCAAUUUCAACAAUCCAAGAUAGACGUUGAAAGGUAUCAUCUCGAAAUUGGACCUGGGCUUUUUGAAGCAGUGACAGAACCAAAGUAUGGAAUCGAGAGCGCGGACAUGGCCUUCAGUCUACAGGAAGGCCUCUUGGAAAUGGCUGAUGCUGAAGGUCUGAGAGUCAGUUUCAUGUCUCAUUCUGUAUAUAAUGAAAUGGGAAUCUGCAAGCAUUUUAAUUUUUCUCUUUGGAAUAGAUCUGGUGAAAACAUGUUUUAUGAUGGAAGUUCCCCAGACAAACUGUCUGAAGUUGCCAAGAAAUGGAUUGCUGGUAUACUGAAACACAGUAAAGCUAUCUGCGCCUUUGCAAACCCUACCGUCAACUGCUAUAGGAACCUGGGUAAACUUGCGUAUCCGUCAAUUAUCUACUGGGGAAUUGAAGACCGACAGUCAUGCAUUCGUGUUAAAAACGAAGGGCCUUCCAAAACAUACUUUGAGAACAGACUACCAGGCGGAAAGAGCAACCUGUAUCUCGUAGUGGCGUCUACUAUUGCUGCAGGACUGGAUGGCGUCAUUAAGAACAUGGAGUGCCCAUCCCCGGGCAAACCAGAGAACGGUGAAUCUCUCCCUCUUUCCCUGUCUGAAGCUCUGGAUGAGCUGGAAAAGGAUGAAGAUUUGUCCAAUGCCUUAGGGAAAGAGCUGGUGACAUGGUUUGUCAAGAGCAAGAGGGAUUCGGAGGUCGCUAAGUACAAAUCGGUUAAGACCGACGAAGAAAAAUUUGCUAUGGAAACAGCAGCAUAUCUCUGAUGUGUUAAAAUCUCGAGCUAUAUAUUCCCUUUAAAUUCGUUUGGCACUUUAGUUAUUAGACUCUAGUUUGAUUGGACAGUCAUAAAAAUAUGCCUCUGAUUGAAACAGCCUAUUUGUAAAUGAGUUUACGCUGAAGCAUAUGUGUAUGAGAAGGCACAAAGUCACUGUUGAAAGUAAAGGUGUCAGAAAGUGUUGGUUACAAAAUAUGGAGGAUCAGCAUCGAAAGACCGUGAAACGCCCGAUAACAAUCGAUUCAAACUAUUUGAAACAGAACAAGUCUGGCGUGGUCAUGCCUAGCAGUUUAAAGGAUGUUUAUGUGGAGGCUAUCCUUUGUUGUCAUGAAAUAGUAUAUUCCAGUUGGUGAAGAGACGCCAAACAAAUAGAAGACGAGAAAAGAAGCCGUCAGAAAAUGCAAAGUUCAACUACGGUAUAAAGAAGUUCCACGAAUUUGUCAGUUAGCUCAGAAAUGCCAUUACCAUGAAAGAAACUGCCAAUUGCCUAAAUUAUAUUCUGAUUGGUUAUAUUCUCAGUUAAGAAAAACUCUCACUUACGUAUGAGUAUCAAUAUCCUCUUUCUUUGGUUUAUUUUUUAAAAUAUAUUUACAAAAUUGAAGACCCCAUACAUCUCCAGAAUAUAAUAGGUGACAGCCCGCACCCACCCCUAAAAUGAUCACCAGAGACACGCACACACUCACAUACAUCACACGUACACACGUACACGCGCACGCACACAUCCCCCACCCUCUAGCCACAAAUUAUGAACGGUCCCUUAGUCCCGUCCAGAACCAGCAGUUACACGCAUACGCACUACUCACUUUCUAAAAUAGCGGUUGCUCCUUCAGGUGAUAAAGUUGCUGGUGAUUUACCAUUUAAAUUGUAUUUUCUGUUCUCCUGAGCAUAGUUUUAUACGUAGAUAUAAAGAUUUCUGUUGUACGCUUUCGUAAAAUAAGACGGACACCAGCAAUGGGAUGUUUCACAAUUCUCCCUGUGAUUCGGGGUUGAAAAAGUCCCUAAGAGUUUUGGUGCAAUGAUCGAAUAAAUGCCUCAUUCUAUUACAAAUUAUAUAUUCAAAAACACAAUAACGCUUAAUGCCGGACAAUAUUUACGUAUGGAAAUGUCGGAUCAGUAACAAUGGAGGCCUCACGCAGUCCUCCCACAGCAAAUGAAUGGCAACAGGUCAUAUAUUGGUAACAGGGAUGGCUCCGUGAAGACUGAUUAUGCAAAUCGGUGAUCUAAUGAAUAAAAUAAUAUAUCACAAAA
Molecule: messenger RNA, 2844 nt
Organism: Haliotis rubra (blacklip abalone)
Lineage: Eukaryota; Metazoa; Mollusca; Gastropoda; Lepetellida; Haliotidae
Product: lengsin-like
Exons: 3
Coding region: 149-1585 (478 amino acids)
Cellular component (GO): membrane; cytoplasm
Molecular function (GO): glutamine synthetase activity
Source: RefSeq, a predicted model, not a curated record